Messenger RNA from Punctularia strigosozonata HHB-11173 SS5, 720 nucleotides. RefSeq lists its product as uncharacterized. The record is from RefSeq and is a predicted model, not a curated record. The transcript is spliced from 5 exons. Lineage: Eukaryota; Fungi; Basidiomycota; Agaricomycetes; Corticiales; Punctulariaceae. The coding region runs from base 1 to 720 and encodes 239 amino acids.
AUGCGCUCGCCGUCCCUCUGGCUCGCGUUGCUCGGCGCCUGCUGCACCACCGCCUCCGCCGCGCCCGGCAAGCAGCUGCACCGGCGCGCAUUCUUCCUCGAAUGGUUCACCCAGGCCGACACGCCGACGUCGACGACCGCGGGCGACAAGUUCCAGAACGGCGACACCCUGGACGGAAAGUGGUUCGAUCUUCCGGCGGACGUCGCGGGCAUCGAGCUCGAGGGCGACACGACCUCCCUCGCGUGGAGGCUCAAAGGCGACAACGACUCGGCGGUCGAGCUUUCGGUGAACACGGCCACACCCCCGUUCGUCUUGCAAGCGGAUAACUUUGACACCUCCAUCGACGUCUCGGCCAACAUCCACACCACGUACAACGCGAGCGCCGCCUCCCCGAACGCCGGCGAGACCGCGGUCAUCCCCAUCACCUCGCGCUCGAUCAGCGUCGAAAACUCCGAGUGCGACUCGAGCGUGAACAUCACCGCUACCGUCGCGUUCGCGAACGGCACCUCGGUCACGACCGACGCCGUCGACAACUGGGGCACCGGCAUCUCCGACGACGUCGCCGGCAUCCAGCUCGUCGUGAACAACACCGACUUCAACAACCUCAUCCAGUUCACGUUCAACGUGAGCUCCCCGUACACCGCGCAGUUCGGAAACGGCUCCAACGUGCCCACGGUGUCCGUGUCCUACGGCAUCGACGUGCAAUUCUGCCCUGACUGA